Messenger RNA from Cyclopterus lumpus (lumpfish), 1907 nucleotides. Its product is annotated as protein NipSnap homolog 2-like. The transcript has 10 exons. Bases 95 to 946 code for a protein of 283 amino acids. NCBI's taxonomy places the organism in Eukaryota, Metazoa, Chordata, Actinopteri, Perciformes, Cyclopteridae. Gene Ontology annotation, cellular component: mitochondrion. The record is from RefSeq and is a predicted model, not a curated record.
UGUGACAUAAAGGGAUCACGGGGUUACGUUGAUGUAACUAAGCAACGUCAGCUCCACCAGUCCGGACCAACAACUGACAGCCUUCAAGGGAAAGAUGGCGACGCGACUCCUUCAGAGAGUGGUGGGCACGGGCCUCAAGCAGACGAGGACCGGGCUUCGGAAGGACGGGCAGGUCUCGACUGUCGUGAGGAGCCUCUCAGCUUUCCAAGAAGACAGCUGGUUCAAGUCUCUGUUUGUUAGGAAGGUGGACCCCCGAAAAGACGCUCACUCUCAUCUGCUUGCCAAGAAGGAAGACAACAAUCUGUACAAAAUACAGUUUCACAAUGUCAAGCCUGAGUGCCUUGAUGCUUACAAUGAACUUUGUGCGGACGUCUUGCCUUCCAUUCAUGCUGACCCUGAAUACCCUUGUGAGCUUGUGGGCACCUGGAACACCUGGUACGGAGAGCAGGAUCAGGCAGUUCACCUGUGGAGAUAUCGGGGAGGAUACCCGGCUCUCACCGACGUCAUGAACAAACUCAGGCAGAAUGAGAAGUUUACGGACUACAGGAAAGAGAGGGGGAAGAUGCUGCUGUCGCGUAGGAAUCAGCUGCUGCUGGAGUUCAGUUUCUGGAACGAACCGGUCCCUCGUCCAGGACCCAACAUCUAUGAGCUCCGAUCAUACCAACUCAGGCCAGGGACGAUGAUCGAGUGGGGAAAUUACUGGGCUCGUGCGAUUGAGUUUCGCCAGCAGAAUCACGAGGCAGUCGGAGGCUUUUUCUCACAGAUUGGAAGUCUGUACACGGUUCACCACUUAUGGGCUUACAAAGACCUUCAGUCCAGAGAAGACACAAGAAAUUCUGCCUGGCAGCAUGACGGCUGGGAUGAGGUGGUUUAUUACACAGUCCCUCUCAUUCAGAACAUGGAAUCUAGAAUAAUGAUUCCCAUGAAGAAUUCGCCCUUGAAGUAACCACAACCAGCGGGGAACCUCUCAACAGCCACUGCAACUGUCUCGCGGAUCUCUGGAGAGUGUAACCAACUAUCAGUUGGUGCACUGCCAGGGAAAUCUGCAUAACAUCCACGUGUUGUUCACAUUUUUGUUUUUGAUUUCUUGUUUGUUUCUUCACUUUUCUUUGUGGGCCUCGAAUGUGUUAUUUCAGAUGAGGUUAAAAACGGAUCUGUUAGAGCAGUUACUGACCCGUUAAUGCGCUUUGUGGAGACCAAAUAUUAUUUCCCAUGCCCAUCCUCGUACCUCUGUGUCUAUCUUGUUAAAGCGUCCGGUUUUAGGAGAUUUGUCGUCUUAUUUUUUGAUGAUUUAAAAACAUCAGUGUGUGUGAGUGUGAUACCAGAUGCAUCAAACAUUUAGCAGUUCUAGUGCUGGUCAUGGGCUGAAAAUGUCUAAAGAUCUUUCAGGAAAACUCGUAAACUCUGUUGCAAUAGCAUUGAUAACAAAUCCAACAAAAACACUGCCUCCAGAGCUCACAGUCUCGCUAUCAAUAUGAAUUGGAUAAACUUCUUUAAAUGUUAAAGGUGAUGGUCAGUUUUACAAAGAGGAGCAUGCUUAUUAUGAAUCAGUGUUCUGAACUCAACAAUGAAGCUGAUUGUUUUGUAGAGCCACAGUCAGACUAGCUUCAUAUUAAGUAAAAUCUCACCAGGUAUACCCGUCAAGAUAAUGCAAAUGUAGUUUACAUGGCUUUGUUCCAGUUAUUUGUUUCAAAAUCAUUUGUCUGGAUGAAAGAAUUCAUAACAACACUGUUAUGGAGAGAAACAUAAAUUAAAGUUUACUAACGCACCACAAGUGUCUCACUAGUCAGUACAGUAAGCGUGUGGUGAAUCUGCCCACGGUGUCAUUUUAUCUUGACAUGAUUCUCCUGGCUCAUCCAGCUGUUGAGAGGGGGGACAAGUUGAAUCAAAUGAUUAUAGACUGUUUU